Molecule: messenger RNA, 928 nt
Organism: Colletotrichum phormii
Lineage: Eukaryota; Fungi; Ascomycota; Sordariomycetes; Glomerellales; Glomerellaceae
Exons: 4
Coding region: 67-759 (230 amino acids)
Source: RefSeq, a predicted model, not a curated record
CAAAAAGACCGGAAUUUAUGUGCGCCAUAUGCUUUGAUUGGCUUGAAUCCAAUCCUGUUAAGUAAAAUGCGGCUCCUGAAUACGCGGACGGAAGAACUACGAGUAUUCAAUCACUCUCGCAUACCAUAUGCUAUCCUAUCCCAUACUUGGGGUCCGGGGGAAAUCACACUCCAGGAUCUACUAGCCGGAAAAGCGCCUAGUCUGAAGGGCUACAAGAAGCUCAUCGGGGCAUGUAAUCAGGCAUUGUCGGAUGGGUUUGAUUACAUAUGGAUCGACACUUCCAUCAACUCUAUGUGGGUCUGGUACCAGAACUCACGUGUCUGUUAUGCGUACCUCGAAGACGUCCCCGAGCAAGAUGUUGACGUUCUUGGUGGCUACUCUAAGACCUUCAUGGACUGUCGGUGGUUUACGCGUGGUUGGACGCUUCAAGAGCUCAUUGCCCCCUCUACAGUCGUAUUCUACUCAGAUGACUGGUACGAAAUUGGUACUCGCGAUCAGAUGCGAGAGCCUCUGGGCAAGAUAACCGGCAUCGACCAUAAGUUCUUCGAGUACGGAAUUUUAGGUCGGUAUAGCAUCGCUCAGAGAAUGUCUUGGGCUGCAAAGAGAAAGACAACCAGAAUCGAAGGCCAGGCCUAUUGUUUGCUUGGACUAUUCGGGGUCAGCAUGCCCCUACUGUACGGCGAGGGUGAAAUGGCGUUCAUUCGACUUCAAGAAGAGAUCAUGAAGCGGACGGAUGACCAGUCAAUAUUUGCCUGCUGAGACCGGCUUCUGUCUAUUCUUCAAAUUCAAAGCUCCAGGUCCACAUAAUGCGUGUCUUCUGAUGGACGUGGCUGCCGGCGAAACUCCGACUAUCCCACAGUCGUCAUCUUUCAUCGUUGCUGGUCUUCCAGCGGAGAGUCGCCUGAAAGGGACAGAGAAAUGGGAGAAG